GUCGUCCUUGAAAAAUGGAUCGAGCCAUCAGAGGAAAGCAUUUGGAAUCUUAAAAAAUUUCAGAUAAAUAAUAAUAUGAGAACACACAACGAGAUCGCCACAAUUUCCGCAACUGAUAUAGAUCAGAGAAGAAGAGAGCCUCCGUUUAUGGCUACCGCCACCACCACCACCGUCGUGUGCGGCGAUGUUGAAGGUUCCGAUGUCGAGAGAAGAACCCUGGAUCUGUUACCGGCGGCUCUCUUGGAGACUAUCAUGACGAAACUCGAUGUUGCGUCUCUCUGCUCGUUGGCUUCUACUUGCAAAACACUUCAGAGCUGUGUCACUCGUGUCCUCACCUUCACUCCCAACUUCCACGUCUUCAAUGUUUCAUUGUCAAUGGAAACUGUUAGACCAUUGUUGUAUCCAAAUCAACAACUUUCAAGCCUCAAGCUUGAUUGUGGAAGACUUGGUAACUCAGCUAUUGACAUAUUGGCACGUCCUUCUCUACGGGAGAUUUCACUUCACAACUGUAGAGAUUUCAGCGGCGAUCUCAUCUCUGAAAUUGGUAGGAAAUGCAAGGAUUUAAGGCUUCUCUGUUUGGGUUCAGUAGCAGAGAAAGUUGGUAGAAGCAUUAGCCGUUGUGCUUUGGAAGAUUUACUCAAUGGCUGCUCCCAUUUAGAGGUUUUAGCACUCAUGUUUGACCUCUCAUUGUAUCUGCGUCCUGGUGAUGGUCGUAUCUUUGGGUUGGUUUCUGAUAAACUCACCCAUCUGGAGCUAGGACACAUCUCGUCAAGGAUGAUGACUCAACUACUCACUCCAACUGAAAUGUCGGGGGAAGACAGCAACCGAGUUGCAUCUACUGUGCUGCAAAAUGUGCAGCAGUUGCGUCUCUCAGUGGAUUGUAUUACUGAUGCUGUGGUUAAGGCAAUAUCGAAAUCUCUUACGUCUUUGAUAGAUUUGGACAUAAGAGAUGCUCCCCUUGAGGAUCCAAGGCAAUUGUCAGACCUUACGGAUUUUGGGCUUCAUGAGAUUAAUCAAAACGGUAAGCUGAAGCACCUCUCUUUAAUCCGUAGCCAGGAGUUUCACCCUACUUAUUUCCGGCGAGUUAGUGAUCAAGGAAUGCUUUUUCUUGCUGACAAAUGCUUGGGCAUGGAAAGCAUUUGUCUUGGUGGCUUUUGUCGUGUAACAGAUGCUGGUUUCAAGACUAUUCUGCACUCUUGCGCUAGCCUCUCCAAGUUUAGUAUAUAUCAUGGACCUAAACUGACGGAUCUUGUCUUCCAUGACAUCUUAGCAACUACUCUAUCACUUAGUCAUGUUAGCUUAAGAAGGUGUCAUCUUCUUACGGACCACGCUAUUCAAAAGCUAGCGUCAAGUCUCAAGCUGGAGAAUCUUGACCUAAGAGGGUGCAGAAACCUGAGGGAUGAAACCUUAAAAGCUGUAUCUCAUCUGCCAAAACUGAAGGUUUUACUUCUUGAUGGUACUGAUAUAAGCGACACAGGGCUUUCGUACCUGAAAGGGGGAGUUUUGGCCUCCUUAGUUUCUUUAUCUGUUAGAGGUUGCAGAAACCUAACAGAUAAGUUCAUGUCUGCCUUAUUUGAUGGAUCUUCAAAAAUGGCGUUGCGUGAACUCGACUUGUCUAAUCUUCCUAAUCUAACGGAUGGUGCCAUUUUUGCACUAGCGAAAUCUGGAGCCCCAAUCACAAAACUGCAACUAAGAGAGUGUAGACUCAUAGGUGAUCCCUCGGUUAUGGCUCUUGCAUCCACACGGGUUCACGAAGACGAAUGUCCUGGAAGUAGCUUGUCCCUGUUGGAUCUUUAUGACUGUGGUAGCAUCACGCAACUCUCAUUCAAAUGGCUAAAGAAACCGUUUUUCCCGAGGCUUAAAUGGUUAGGAAUCACAGGAAGUGUGAACAGAGAUAUCGUAGAUGCUUUGGCAAGGAGACGACCACAAUUGCAGGUCUCUUGCCGCGGAGAAGAGCUUGGAAAUGACGGGGAAGACGACUGGGACUCUGCUGACAUACACCAACACAUAGAAGCACAAGAAGACGAGCUUGAACAGUGGAUCCUAGGAGAUGAAGGUGAUGUUGAAAUGGAAGAUGCAGAAGAAGAGAGUGAAGAAGACGUAAGUGAAGAAGACUGAUUAAAUAAAUACUCAAGGUAUAUGUGUAAGUGUAACACCAAUUUUUUUUUUCUUCUGAAUUGUUGUUUGUUGUUGUUCUAGUCAUCUCAAGCUUUUUGAACUUUUUGGUCUUAAUUAUUUGAAUAAGGAUAUAUGUAUCUAGUGAAAGUGUUGUGUUUUGUCUUAAAGAAGCUUAAGAGUUUGUUUUUCUUUUUGUUGUCAA
Molecule: messenger RNA, 2320 nt
Organism: Camelina sativa (false flax)
Lineage: Eukaryota; Viridiplantae; Streptophyta; Magnoliopsida; Brassicales; Brassicaceae
Product: F-box/LRR-repeat protein 10-like
Biological process (GO): SCF-dependent proteasomal ubiquitin-dependent protein catabolic process
Cellular component (GO): SCF ubiquitin ligase complex
Molecular function (GO): protein binding
Source: RefSeq, a predicted model, not a curated record